Sapajus apella (tufted capuchin) is the source of this 1535-nucleotide messenger RNA. Its product is annotated as olfactory receptor 1B1. Gene Ontology annotation, biological process: G protein-coupled receptor signaling pathway. Lineage: Eukaryota; Metazoa; Chordata; Mammalia; Primates; Cebidae. Gene Ontology annotation, cellular component: membrane. Gene Ontology annotation, molecular function: olfactory receptor activity; G protein-coupled receptor activity. The record is from RefSeq and is a predicted model, not a curated record. The transcript has a single exon.
CUAGAACUUCUAGUUCUAUGUUGAACAGGAGUGGUAAAAGUGGACAUCCUUGUCUUGUUCUAGAUCUUAGAGGAAAUGUAAAAAAGUCAGCUGUGUCAAAAGAACUAUUUCUUUAUAUGGUAUGGGUUUUAAAAGUAUGUUAUUUUACAUACAGGUUCAGAGAGAAGAAAUCAUGAGGAUUGCAGUAGAGGUGGGAAUGGAAGAUAAGGAACUGGAGACAGUGAGUAUAGAUAAUUCUUUCACGAAGUCUGCCACUGGAAAAAGACAAAUAGUUGGAUGAAAAGACAAGAAUGAAUGAAGAGUUUUUCACUGUGGGAAGGACUUUAGUAGGGCUUGUGAAUUAGAUGGAACAAGCCACUAGAAUGGGUGAAAGGAAGAAAUGAAGGAGAAAAUAAAUACAUUAAGAGAGUGAAAUCCUAUACCUUAGAGAGGGAGCAUAGAUGGUCAAGGUUGAAUCUAGGUCUUUAAUGAUCUUGAGUAAUAUAGUGGAAUUAAAUAGAAAUGUUAUGAUCCCUAACAUCUGACUCAUGAGUUUCUUUUUGACUUAAACUGUCUUUCAGGCAGGCUGACCAUCACUCAUCAUGAGCUGUGCCCCUAAUGCUUCACACUCUCCAGUCUUCUUGCUCCUUGGGUUCUCAAGAGCUAGCAUCUCCCACACUCUUCUCUUCUUCCUGUUCCUGGCUGUUUACCUGACCACUAUAUUGGGGAAUGUGACAUUGGUGCUGCUUAUCUCCCAGGACUCCAGACUCCAUUCACCCAUGUAUUAUCUGCUUCGUGGCCUCUCUAUGAUAGACAUGGGGUUAUCCACAGUCACACUGCCUCAGUUGCUGGCCCAUCUGGUCUCUGAUUACCCAAACAUUCCUGCUGCCCGCUGCUUGGCUCAGUUCUUUUUCUUCUAUGCAUUUGGGGUUACAGAUACACUUGUCAUUGCUGUCAUGGCUCUGGAUCGCUAUGUGGCCAUCUGUGACCCCCUGCACUAUGCUUCGGUAAUGAAUCACCAACGGUGUGCCUGCUUACUAGCCUUGAGCUGGGUAGUGUCCAUACUGCACACCAUGCUGCAUGUGGGACUUGUCCUGCCCCUUUGCUGGACUGGGGAUCCUAGGGGCAAUGUUAACCUUCCUCACUUCUUUUGUGACCACCGGCCACUUCUUUGAGCCUCUUGUUCUGACACACAUUCUAAUGAGCUGGCCAUAUUCCUUGAGGGUGGCUUCCUUAUGCUGGGCCCCUGUGCCCUCAUUGUACUCUCUUAUGUUCGAAUUGGGACCACCAUUCUAUGUUUGCCUUCAGCUGCUGGUCGCCGCCAAGCAGUCUCCACCUGUGGAUCCCACCUCACCAUGGUUGUUUUCCUCUAUGGCACCAUCAUUUGGGUCUACUUCCAGCCUCCCUCCCAGAACUCUCGGCAUCAGGACGUGGUGGCUUCAGUAAUGUAUACUGCCAUUACACCUUUGGCCAACCCUUUUGUGUACAGCCUCCGUAAUAAGGAUGUCAAGGGUGCACUCCGCAGGCUGCUUGAAUGGAGGAAGGUAGAUCCCUGA